GUCGUGCCUCCCCUAAAGCGAAAGACCACGCCUGCUGGGUCUCAAACUACAGUUGAUUCUGUAGAGAGGCGCACUUGAACUUCAGCAUCGCACUUUCUACUUCGUAUUUGCAUUUGACGAAAAACCUGACCGAAUAGAGAAAAAAUGUCUCUGGCUAAGGAUCUGAUGCACCCCAAUUUUGCAGAGGAGAGGACCAGACACAAGAAGAAGAGGCUGGUGCAGAGUCCCAACUCCUACUUUAUGGAUGUAAAAUGCAUGGGCUGCUACAGGAUCACCACCAUCUUCAGCCAUGCCCAGACUGUGGUACCUUGUGCAGGCUGCUCUUUAGUCCUCUGCCAACCACGAGGUGGCAAAUGCAGACUAACUGAAGGCUGUGCCUUCAGAAAAAAAUAUUCCUGAGCAGAAAUCUUCCAAAACACCCAUGACAGGCAGCAGAAUGGACCAUGGAUAAAUUAGUCCAAGCCUCACACUCCUUGAUUUUAAACGUGGCAAAUCCUAGUGGAGAAAUCAUCUGUAUCUUGAUAAUGUGGAGUGAAAUUUAAAUCCCCCUGUGGGGUUUCUUUGGACAUGAGCAGGAGAGGAGCUAUGCAAGCUCAAGAUAAACGUAAAUCCUAUACAUGCAGACAUUGUAAUGUGCUCUGAAUGAAUGGUAUGUAUAGCAGAUUGAUAUGGCAAAGCAUAUAGUUUGGACUUCUAUUGACCAAGUCAGACAUGUUUGGUAAUCAUGAAAAAGUCCAGUGAGACAUGAUUUUUGUAAAACAUUUAUUAGGUUGACAUAGAAGGGGGUUGGUGAAUGAAAUAUUUUAAAAUGUGAGGCGCUUUUCAUGGCAUGAGAGGAAACCAAGAUGACCAUCACAAACAAAAAUAAAACAUUUAAAGAA
Messenger RNA from Micropterus dolomieu (smallmouth bass), 881 nucleotides. Its product is annotated as 40S ribosomal protein S27-like. Gene Ontology annotation, cellular component: ribosome; cytosolic small ribosomal subunit. The coding region runs from base 145 to 399 and encodes 84 amino acids. The record is from RefSeq and is a predicted model, not a curated record. Gene Ontology annotation, biological process: ribosomal small subunit assembly; translation. Lineage: Eukaryota; Metazoa; Chordata; Actinopteri; Centrarchiformes; Centrarchidae. Gene Ontology annotation, molecular function: structural constituent of ribosome; RNA binding. The transcript is spliced from 4 exons.